AUGGCCACCAAAGCAGAGGGAAGACUCGAUAAGCAGCAGCAGCAGCAGCAGCUGCAGCAGCAGCAGCAGCAAGAAGCACACAAACAGCAGCAGCAGCUGCUGCAGCAGCAAAUGAAGCAACAGCAGCAGCAGCAACAGCAACAAGGGCUGCAGCAGCAGCAGCAGCAGCAAAAUGCGCACUACUGGCAACAGCAGCUGCUGCAGCAGCACGCGCAGCAACAGCAGCAGCAAAAAGCGCACUAG
Messenger RNA from Eimeria necatrix, 243 nucleotides. RefSeq lists its product as hypothetical. NCBI's taxonomy places the organism in Eukaryota, Apicomplexa, Conoidasida, Eucoccidiorida, Eimeriidae. The transcript is spliced from 2 exons. The record is from RefSeq and is a predicted model, not a curated record. The coding region runs from base 1 to 243 and encodes 80 amino acids.